AUGGCUGCCCCCACGGUGAAGGUUGCGCGAGGGUGGUGGGGCUUGGCUUUCGGCGUGCGGAGGACUGUCCUGCGGCUUCCAGGGCUAACCCAAGUGAGGUGGAGCCGCUAUGGCCCUGAAUACCAGGAUCCUCAGAUUGACAAGGAAUAUUACCGCAAGCCCUUGGCCCAGCUGACUGAGGAGGAGACGUAUGAGCGGGAGCUCAGGAAGACUCAGGUUAUCAAAGCUGCCCCAGCCACGAAAACAAGCUCCGUGUUUGAAGACCCAGUGAUCAGUAAAUUCACCAACAUGAUGAUGAAAGGAGGAAACAAAGUACUGGCCAGAUCCCUCAUGACACAGACCCUGGAAGCUGUGAAAAGGAAGCAGUUUGAGAAGUACCAUGCUGCUUCUGCAGAGGAACAGGCGACCAUCGAACGCAACCCUUACACCAUCUUCCAUCAAGCACUGAAAAACUGUGAGCCUGUGAUUGGGCUGGUACCCAUCCUCAAGGGGGGCCAUUUCUACCAGGUCCCCGUGCCGCUGGCUGACCGGCGUCGCCGCUUCCUGGCCAUGAAGUGGAUGAUCGCUGAGUGUAGGGAGAAGAAGCCCCGGCGGAUGCUGAUGCCGGAGAAGCUGUCUCAGGAGCUGCUGGAGGCCUUCUACAGCCGGGGCCCUGUGAUCAAGAGAAAGCACGACAUGCACAAGAUGGCCGAGGCCAACCGCGCGCUGGCCCACUACCGCUGGUGGUAG
Messenger RNA from Rangifer tarandus platyrhynchus (Svalbard reindeer), 729 nucleotides. NCBI's taxonomy places the organism in Eukaryota, Metazoa, Chordata, Mammalia, Artiodactyla, Cervidae. The record is from the annotation of a GenBank genome assembly.